AUGGAGAGCUUGUCGCGCGUGUUGAGGCUGUCCCCGACCAUCGCCAGGACCACGCUUCUCCCGCUGGGGAACGACGCCAACGACGUCUUCUCCAGCGUGAUCGCGUUCACGCGCUCCGGCGACGCCGACGUCGGCCUCAGCAGCGUCCUCGGUGGUGCCUUCUUUAUCUCGUGCUUCGUCGUCGGCGUGGUGAGCAUCGCGGGAGGUGCGCGUGGACAAGGCGAGCUUCGUGAGGGAUGUGUUAUUCUUCCUCUUUGUGUUGGUUGCAUCAUCAUGAUCAACAUUUUCGAGAGGAUUAAUUUCUGGUUUGUGCUGUGUUUCUUCUCUAUAUACUUUCUCUACAUCGCUCUUGUAUCCGUUAUGCAAUUUCUCCAGCGGAAGGAGGCGACGGUUGGUCACAGUCAAGGUUUAGAUGAUUUUGGAGAUGUGGAGAUGCCGUUGUAUGAUUAUGCUCAUGAGGAGAAGGCCUCUUUGUUUAGGACAAAUCAGAGAAUCUCCGCGAAUCUUAGUGUUGUCGCUACUUGA
Salvia miltiorrhiza (redroot sage) is the source of this 525-nucleotide messenger RNA. RefSeq names its product cation/calcium exchanger 1-like. Bases 1 to 525 code for a protein of 174 amino acids. Lineage: Eukaryota; Viridiplantae; Streptophyta; Magnoliopsida; Lamiales; Lamiaceae. Gene Ontology annotation, biological process: transmembrane transport; monoatomic cation transport. Gene Ontology annotation, cellular component: membrane. Gene Ontology annotation, molecular function: monoatomic cation transmembrane transporter activity. The transcript has a single exon. The record is from RefSeq and is a predicted model, not a curated record.